Messenger RNA from Magallana angulata, 929 nucleotides. Its product is annotated as exosome complex component RRP43-like. The transcript has 11 exons. Gene Ontology annotation, cellular component: nuclear exosome (RNase complex); cytoplasmic exosome (RNase complex). NCBI's taxonomy places the organism in Eukaryota, Metazoa, Mollusca, Bivalvia, Ostreida, Ostreidae. The coding region runs from base 54 to 908 and encodes 284 amino acids. The record is from RefSeq and is a predicted model, not a curated record. Gene Ontology annotation, biological process: U1 snRNA 3'-end processing; nuclear polyadenylation-dependent mRNA catabolic process; U4 snRNA 3'-end processing.
GGGACUCACAAAAAAAGGGAACCAGCUCAAAAUUUACCCAAUCAAAUUAGACGAUGCAAGAAGAGUUUGGUAUAACAACAAAGAUGGCGGAAGAUUUCAGAACUGCAAGACCAAAAGAAUAUUAUCGAAAAUUUUUGGAACAAGAAGUUCGACCAGAUGGGAGAGAGCUGGGGGAGACACGUACAACAGUCAUCAAUGUCGGAUGUUUGUCCACUGCUAAUGGAUCAGCGCUGGUAAAAAUGGGAAAUACAACAGUAAUGUGUGGAAUCAAAGCUGAAUGUGCAAAACCAAAAACAGAAGAACCUGCACUUGGAUUCAUUGUUCCAAACGUAGAGUUGUCCCCCAUGUGUUCACCACAGUUUCGCCCGGGAAUGCCAGGAGAACAGGCCCGAGUGCUGAGUCAGUUUAUGCUGGAAGUCAUGAAAAACUCAAAUUGCAUUGAUGUCAAGAAAUUGUGUAUUAAGCCUGGCAGAUUGGUGUGGACCUUGUAUUGUGACAUAGUGUGCCUGGACUACGGUGGAAAUGUCACAGAUGCCUGUGUUUUGUCAUUGCUGGCAGCCCUCAAUAAUACUGUUUUACCAAAUGUGGUAUUGAAUAAAGACACAGACAAAUUUGAAGCUUUUCCUGAUCAGUCCACAACAUUACAGCUGCAGUCUAGUCCAGUGUCUUCCACAUUCGCAAUAUUUGAUGAUGAAAUUUUGUUUGUCGACCCAACAGCUGAGGAAGAAAACCUGGCAACAGGCCAACUUACAAUAGUUACAACAGAUGAUAAACUGUGUAUGGUCCAUAAGCCGGGUGGUACCCCUCUUACAGACCAGCAGCUGUGUUUGUGUAUUAAACAAGCCUUUGAAAGAACAAAAGAAGUUUUAAGACUUAUUGAUGAUACAAUAUCAAGUGUUGAGAGGUAGUUAAAUAAAGUGUGAAUCAUC